AUGGACGCUGGCUGGGAAGAAGUUGAGCGCAUGGCAGUAGCCGCAUCGACCGAUGAUGCUCGGCUGGCUUCUGAAUACCCUACACCAGAGACCACGAAACGAUGGAGGCGCCUCUUCGGUUAUUCCCAGAUGGAGGCCGUAAAGCUCAUCGGCGAUCAACGAGGGGACGUCACCCGCGAACGCAUCACUGACGAGCAUUGGACUCUUAUUAGAGAGGAGAAGGAGAUCUUGGGCUACGACCGCGAGGCCUACGAGCACAGCCUCCAGCUUUCCCAUGUGUUCAAGCGACAGAGCGCCUUAAUUCCAACGACUGGGUCAGAUGGAGCGAUGAUGUUGCUCUUCCGGCUCGGUGGUUUGCUAAGCACGCCGGAGAAAGUGAAAGAAGUUGCGGGCCUGGAGGAGCUGCCGGUGGUCCGAGAAGGAAUGAGCGAGAUGGAGAUGGUGAAGUUCUGUGCUGUCGACAAGGAGGCGCAGAAGAAGCUAGAGGACUGGUUGACGCAGCAGUCUGUACUACAAAGGAUUGAGCACAACAACCACAACGGCUUACCAUCAGACGGCAGGCAUCUGAUCCGAUGGCUAUGUGAGAUAAUGAAGACUUCCUGA
Cucurbitaria berberidis CBS 394.84 is the source of this 603-nucleotide messenger RNA. RefSeq lists its product as uncharacterized. Lineage: Eukaryota; Fungi; Ascomycota; Dothideomycetes; Pleosporales; Cucurbitariaceae. The record is from RefSeq and is a predicted model, not a curated record. The coding region runs from base 1 to 603 and encodes 200 amino acids. The transcript has 3 exons.